Messenger RNA from Paramecium pentaurelia, 523 nucleotides. NCBI's taxonomy places the organism in Eukaryota, Ciliophora, Oligohymenophorea, Peniculida, Parameciidae. The record is from the annotation of a GenBank genome assembly.
AUGAAUAAUCAAACAAAGUAAAUAACUUUAACCAACAACAAAGACAAUAAACUACCUAAUCCCUCAACUUUAAUUGAUAAUCCUUACUCCAAAGCAUCUAACCAAUUUACAUUUUCAACUAAUGAAACUCAAUCAAAUCAAAUCUUCCAUAAAAACCUUAACAAAUCAUAUCGAAUCAAAAGAAAAACUAGAACUUUCACCUUAAAUGAAGAUUAAAAAAUUUUACACCUUGUUCUUAAUCUUGGGCCCAAGUUUAAAUAGAUUGCCAAAUUAAUCCCUGGAAAAUCUAUUAAUGCACUUAAAAAUAGAUAUUAUAGAGAUUUAAGAUAUAGAUGGGAUGAAGUCUUGGGAAAGUAUAUAAAUUAUUUAAAAUAAUAGAGAAUAUAUUUAUCUUAAUGAAAAGAAGGAAGAAUCAUAUUUCUAGAGUUUAGUCGCCAAUUCAUUUUUGCACCAAGACUUGUCUAAUAUUUUGAUCCCAAUGUUAUCUCAGAUAUAAAUAGUGAUAAAUUAAUGUUUGCAUUGA